UUUCAGGGGAAUGUGUGUAAAAGGAUUCGUGAUGUUAAUCAACUCUGUGUGUGGAUUAUCACAUGAUCUCCUCAAGCAACAACGAUACUUCCUGACAUACAAGUGCAGCCAAGAUCACUUGGAGUUAUUCUUUAAUGCCAUCAGACGUGCAGGAGGCUGGAAUAACAAUCCAACUGCCAGCAUCUUCUCCUCUGUGUUCCAGAAGAUCAUUGCACAUUGCGGUGCUUUGCAGGUCUCGAUGCAUGGGAACUGCGUACCGAUCGACGAGACAACCAUGGUCAAGGCAUCACUAUCAACUUACAUGCCACCUGAUACACCAGACUCUAGCGAGCAGGAUGAUCUGCCAGAUCCAUUCAUGAGCUGUUUCCAAGUGAAGACAAAUUCCCCAAGCUGUAUGCAGCCUGUACACCAUGCAAAGGAAGAACAACCGAGAAUUCAACAAAGGCAGAUGUCACAGACAUUUUGCCACAAACAGAGUCUCAUCUGCUCCAAGCUGUAA
Molecule: messenger RNA, 499 nt
Organism: Priapulus caudatus
Lineage: Eukaryota; Metazoa; Priapulida; Priapulimorpha; Priapulimorphida; Priapulidae
Exons: 5
Coding region: 11-499 (162 amino acids)
Source: RefSeq, a predicted model, not a curated record